Manihot esculenta (cassava) is the source of this 1659-nucleotide messenger RNA. RefSeq names its product putative UDP-rhamnose:rhamnosyltransferase 1. The coding region runs from base 72 to 1499 and encodes 475 amino acids. The record is from RefSeq and is a predicted model, not a curated record. Lineage: Eukaryota; Viridiplantae; Streptophyta; Magnoliopsida; Malpighiales; Euphorbiaceae. The transcript has a single exon. Gene Ontology annotation, molecular function: UDP-glycosyltransferase activity.
UAAUUUUAUUAGGGGCUCUGGUUUCUUCUAUAUCGCUUGUAUUUUUCUUUGGGUGUGGUCAGAAUUCUCUAAUGGAAAAAAUGGCCAAAGAUCUUCAUGUAAUGAUGCUUCCAUGGUCAGCCUUUGGCCACCUCAUUCCAUUCUUUCAUCUCUCCAUAGCCUUGGCUAAAGCCGGAGUUAAAAUCUCCUUUGUUUCAACUCCAAAAAACAUCCAAAGACUCCCUAAAAUUCCUUCAAACUUAGAAACACUCAUCAAUUUCGUGGAGUUUUCAUUGCCGACCCCACAAGACGAAUCUUUGCCUGAAGGAGCAGAGGCCACUGUUGAUAUUCCUCCUGAGAAAAUCCCUUUCCUGAAGAUUGCAUACGAUCUCCUGCAAUACCCCUUGAACAAGUUUGUAGCCGACCAACGGCCCGAUUGGAUUAUCAUCGACUUAGUUUCUCACUGGAUGGUCGACAUUUCCAGAGAAAACAACGUUCCUCUGUUGUAUUUCUCUGUUUUCUCUGCUGCUUCAUUUCUUUUUCUCGGCCACCCUGGGUGCUUGGCCGGUGAUAGUCAAAAGAAUCUCCGGCCAUCGUGGGAGAGUAUGACUUCACCACCGGAGUGGGUAGACUUCCCUUCAUCCGUAGCUUUUCGGAAGCACGAGGCUAUCGGAGCUUUUGAAUGGAUAUAUGGAACAAAUGCUUCUGGAAUAUCAGACGCUGAAAGGGUCGCCACAAUAUUGAAUUCCUGCCAAGGUAUGGUUAUACGAAGUUGCACAGAGUUUGAAGGUGAUUACUUGACUUCAUUGAAUAAAAUAAUGAAAAAGCCAGUAGUUCCUUUGGGUUUGUUACCGAUAGUGAAACCAAAAGCAAGACAAAUCACAGAUGGUUCAUGGGGUGAAAUCUUUGAUUGGCUUGAUCAGCAGAAGCGCAAGUCCGUUAUUUUCGUAAGUUUUGGUAGCGAGUUUAAGCUAACCAGAGAUCAAGUUUACGAGAUUGCCUACGGGCUAGAGCUAUCUGGAUUGCCAUUUUUGUGGGCAUUAAGGAAACCCAAUUGGGCAAUUGACGAUGUUGAUGCUUUGCCUCUAGGUUUUAGCCAACGAACGCGUGGAAAGGGAAUUGUGAGUAUCGGAUGGGCACCACAGAUGGAGAUUCUGGGACACCCAUCAAUUGGAGGGUCAUUGUUUCAUUCAGGUUGGGGCUCUAUUAUUGAAACUCUUGAAUUUGGACACAGCCUUAUUCUGUUGCCAUUUAUCAUUGAUCAACCAUUGAACGCAAGGUACUUGGUUGAGAAGGGUUUGGGCGUGGAAGUAGAGAGGAGCGAAGAUGGAUCAUUUAGCAGGGACGGUAUUGCCAAGGCUUUGAGGGUAGCGAUGGUGCGCGAGGAAGGGAAAGAAUUGAGGGCACGUGCAAACGAAGCUGCGAAGAUUUUUGGAGAUGAGAAGUUGCAUCAGGAGCAUUACAUUGGUAAAUUUGUGGAGUUUCUAAAAAGUUACUAUGAAGAUCAUAAAGAUUGUUAAGGCUUUGGGUUGAAGAUGUGUCAAUGGACUUGAGAACCUCCUGGGAAUAUCUUUUUCUGUCUGUACGCUUAUUUAUUUUCCCUCUCUUUCCUCUUUCUUGUGUCUGGAAAUACUUUAGAACUGGUGGCUUGAUAAAGAAUUCCAAUACCUUACUAAUGAA